AAAAUAUUUUAACGUUUAAAUUAAGAUUCUGAAAGUAGCUUUGCAAAUUUAACCUUGAAUAAUAUUUUACAUCUAGCUAACUAGCAACCAACAUGUGAUAAUUAACAAUGCAUUUGUCAUGGAGACUGUUUAAAUAUGUUUUUGUAACUCGUUAUUAUAGAAACAGAGAUAUGAACAAUUAUUUUGUUUUCAUUUCAAUAUUCCAUUUUAUUAGAAUUGUUCAUUGUUCUGUUAUUAGUCAAGAAAUAGAAGAGGACACGAUCUGCGCACUAUGUUCCAGUGGAUAUUUUCAAUGCAAAAAUUGCAGAUGUAUACCAUCUAGUUGGAGAUGUGACGGAGACUCUGACUGCGGCGCAGAUGAUACCUCUGACGAAGAUGCUUGUGGCCAAUGCUCGGGAUAUAAGUGUGAAUGUGGGAGAUGCAUUCCACAAAGAUGGUUGUGUGAUGGAGUUCCUGACUGCCCGGAUAGCUCUGACGAGACCCAAUGUGCAGGAAAAGACUACUGUGAUCUUGAUCCAGAUUAUCACUUCCGGUGUACAGGAAGUGGGAGGUGUAUCAUCUUGAAAUGGAAAUGUGAUGGGGAGUUUGAUUGCGGGACUAGCGAUCAGUCAGACGAGGAAGGAUGCUCUAAUUUAUGACAUGACUCGAUGUAUAAUUACACCAUUUUAGAACAUUUUCU
This is a messenger RNA of Mytilus trossulus (common blue mussel), 679 nucleotides long. RefSeq names its product very low-density lipoprotein receptor-like. Lineage: Eukaryota; Metazoa; Mollusca; Bivalvia; Mytilida; Mytilidae. Gene Ontology annotation, cellular component: plasma membrane. Bases 108 to 638 code for a protein of 176 amino acids. Gene Ontology annotation, molecular function: protein binding. The record is from RefSeq and is a predicted model, not a curated record. The transcript has 4 exons.